AUCUCGGCUCAAUCAGUUCUGCGAAGGCCAUGAAAUCUGUUAAUAGCGUGGCCGUAUAGCGAUCGGUUAUUGCCAUUCACUUUUGCCGAUAGUGCGGAUAGGAUACGGAUAAUAUAGGAAAAAACAUCAGUUGAAUAUGGACUCGAAUUCAGACGCCACUUCGGCAGGGUGCGAAGUGGUCAAAGUCAAUCUGCUUCAGGAAGACAUCGAGGCCAGAGUCGCGAUGCGGGCCAAAAUCUCAUCAACACCCUUCACUCGUUUGACCAAACGACAACCCAUCGACAUCGAAUUUUCCGAUUUAACCUACACCAUUCCCACCGGGAGAAAAGGAUCCAAACUUAUAUUGAGAGGAAUAAGCGGACAGUUCCGAUCUGGAGAGUUAACUGCGAUUAUGGGCCCAUCGGGAGCCGGGAAAUCAACUCUGCUCAACAUCCUCGCCGGUUACAAACAUGCCGGAGCGAGUGGGCAGAUCAACAUAAACGGUCAGCCGAGGAAUAUUCGCAAGUUUAAAAAAAUGACCUGUUACAUUAUGCAGGACGAUCUUAACCAGCCCCAAAUAACAGUUCACGAAGCCAUGUGCUUCGCGGCAGACCUCAAACUCGGAAGUCAAGUUGAACGGCGCGAAAAACUUUCCACGAUAGAUGAAAUCCUAGAGACGUUAAGACUGACCAAAGCUAAGGACACGGUCACCGAAAGAUUGUCCGGCGGGGAAAUGAAGAGGCUUUCCAUCGCCCUGGAACUAGUCAAUAAUCCUCCGGUCAUUUUCCUCGACGAACCAACCACAGGUCUCGACGACUUGUCGACCGUCCAGUGCAUCGACCUUCUACGAAGUGUCGCCUGCGGUGGAAGAACGGUCAUUUGUUCAAUCCACACCCCAAGUGCCAGUAACUUCGCGAAGUUUCAUCAGAUCUACGUCAUCGCGGCUGGUCAGUGCGUCUAUCGAGGUUUGGCCAAUGGAGUUGUGCCGUUUCUUCGACACGUGGGAACCGACUGCCCGAAGCACUACAACCCGGCAGAUUUUGUUAUCGAAGUCUCGUCGGGAGAAUACGGAGCUGAAUAUGUUGAACGGAUGGCGAAUCUCGUGGAAAUGCAGAUGCCGAUAGUCCCGAUCACCCGUAAAUCGAUCAACGAUACGCAGUUCGAAGAUGAAAUUCACAGACCGACGUGGUGGGAUCAGUUCUCGGCUCUGUUCAAGAGGAUGAUGCUUCAAUUCUACAGAAACCGGAAUUACAUGUACCUGAAGAUAUCGCUCCACAUAUUCCUCGGAUUCAUCGUCGGCGGUAUUUUCCUGGACAUUGGUUCCGACGGCUCGAAGACUCUCUUCAACUUUGGUUUCUGCUUCUGUUGCCUCGUAGUCUUUCUGUACCUCCCGAUGCUGCCUGUGCUAAUGCAUUUUCCAGUCGAGGUGCGGCUUUUGAAACGUGAAUAUUUCAACCGAUGGUACGACUUGAGUCCCUACUUUUUCGCCAAGACACUAUCGACCAUUCCUCCGCAGAUCUUACUCGGAACAAUAUACGUCUCAAUGGUUUACCCGCUCACUGGACAGCCGUUGGAAGCUUGGCGAGUCGCCCAAUUCUUCGCCAUCUGUUAUCUGUGCUCUUUCAUAGGAGAGAGUAUAGGUCUGGCGAUCGGAACAUCGCUGAGCAUUGUGAACGGGAUGUUUGUCGGACCAGCAUCCUCGGUUCCUCUCAUGCUGGUUGCGAUCCAAGGCAUGGGUAGUCCUGAACCUCUUCCGCUUUACAGAACGCUGGUGAUGUACUCCAGCUACAUCAGGUACGGCCUCGAGGGACUUAUCGUCUCGUCGUACGGUAAAGGGAGAACGAAAUUACCUUGUCCACCGGAGGAGAAAUACUGCCAGUACAGAUAUCCCAUAGAACUGCUAAAAGUUAUGGGUAUGGAGGAGUCCAUGUUUUGGCGGGAUUUGAUCGCCCUCAUCAUAAUAAAUAUGAUAUUCAAGGCGGUCAUCUUUUACCUACUCCGGCAGAGACUUCGACCGAAUAAAACGUUUCAAGCCCUUCACGUUAUCGGCGGAUUUGUUAAAGGCUAUAUAAGUUCAAGAUGAGU
Molecule: messenger RNA, 2064 nt
Organism: Diprion similis
Lineage: Eukaryota; Metazoa; Arthropoda; Insecta; Hymenoptera; Diprionidae
Product: ATP-binding cassette sub-family G member 1-like
Exons: 11
Coding region: 137-2062 (641 amino acids)
Cellular component (GO): plasma membrane
Molecular function (GO): ABC-type transporter activity; ATP hydrolysis activity; ATP binding
Source: RefSeq, a predicted model, not a curated record